Protopterus annectens (West African lungfish) is the source of this 4649-nucleotide messenger RNA. Its product is annotated as MOB kinase activator 1A. Gene Ontology annotation, cellular component: cytoplasm; nucleus. The transcript has 6 exons. Gene Ontology annotation, molecular function: protein kinase activator activity. Lineage: Eukaryota; Metazoa; Chordata; Ceratodontiformes; Protopteridae. Gene Ontology annotation, biological process: positive regulation of protein phosphorylation; hippo signaling. Bases 266 to 916 code for a protein of 216 amino acids. The record is from RefSeq and is a predicted model, not a curated record.
GUAACUUCCUAGUCCUGACGUAUAUGACGAAUCUCGCGAGAAGCACAAGCCCCGUCCGCUGCUGGAAACUUUGUGGUUAGAAGCAAUAACUGGCAUUUAAGUCAUUUAAACAACUGUUUUGGGUGGUUCGUUAUUAUUAUUUUUUUCUAGAGAAGUUUUUGUUUGAUUUUAAGGAGAGUGUAUUUGUGGUUUGUGUGCUUGUCUGCGGGACGUACGUUAAUUUUCGUCUGCAAUUUUGCUGAGGAGGAGGCGCAGGGUCGCCGACAUGAGUUUCCUUUUUGGCAGUCGAUCUUCCAAAACUUUCAAACCAAAGAAGAACAUUCCAGAAGGGUCUCAUCAAUAUGAACUGUUGAAGCAUGCAGAGGCAACACUAGGCAGUGGGAACCUUAGGCAGGCUGUGAUGUUACCGGAUGGUGAAGAUCUUAAUGAGUGGAUUGCAGUCAACACGGUGGACUUCUUCAAUCAGAUCAACAUGCUGUAUGGCACAAUCACUGAAUUCUGUACAGAGCAGAGCUGUCCAGUCAUGUCUGCGGGACCAAGAUACGAAUACCACUGGGCAGAUGGAACUAAUAUUAAGAAGCCAAUCAAAUGCUCUGCCCCUAAGUACAUUGAUUACUUGAUGACAUGGGUUCAAGACCAACUCGAUGAUGAAACUCUCUUCCCUUCAAAGAUUGGUGUUCCAUUUCCAAGGAAUUUCAUGUCCGUUGCUAAAACAAUACUAAAACGCUUGUUCAGGGUCUAUGCCCAUAUCUACCAUCAGCACUUUGACUCUGUUAUGCAAUUACAGGAAGAGGCUCAUCUCAACACCUCUUUUAAACACUUCAUUUUCUUUGUACAGGAGUUCAACUUGAUUGAUCGAAGGGAACUAGCACCACUGCAGGAACUCAUUGAAAAACUGGGUUCAAGAGACAGAUAGAACAUGUGACAUUUUAAGCAUUAUCUACUCCAGCAAAUGUGUGCCCAUCAUUCCAUUUCCUAGUGUUCCAGCUUCAUAUUUGGUGGUUGACCCAUUGGGCAACAAGUGCAGUAGUGCUGCCAUGCACCUAAAAAAGAAAAGACUGUCUUACAGGUUUAUUUUAGAAAACUGUAUAUAAUACUGAGACAGAGCUCUUUGGGGGGGGGGGGGUGGAUAAAAAGCAAGUGCUCAAAAACAGGCAUAGUGUGUACUUAAGUGCAUAGAUGCAGAAUGUCUGCGCAGCCGUGUACCUGCUUCUUAAGGAACUUUUGGAUGGGGGAUUCUUGUGCUUUACCUGCUGUAUUUUUUUUCUGAAAGGGAAAUGUUUUGGAUAGCGUUUAUUUACAGCUUUUUUGGAAUGCCAUCUUAGCUGCUGCUUCAGUGCUGAGAAAAGUUAAUUGUGAAGAAACUGUGUAGCGUUCCUGGCUGGCAGCUUGUUUCCUGCCCAGAUGUUAGGGAAUGCAGUGCAUCUUCAGAGUUAAUGGGUCACACCAGUAGUUUGUUCUGUAGUGUUUAAUAAUUAUUCAUUCACAUUCAAUUCAUUGUUAAACCACUAUUUUAAGCAUGAGGCAGAUAGAAAUUUUAACAUUUCACACAGAUGUUUGUUAAAAAGGUUUUAAAUGUUAGCAUUUAUAUUUUUAACUUGGAUGUGCGUUAUGGUUGUAUAGCAAGUAGUAUAAAAAAGGCUAAGUGGCCAAAAGACUGUUCUGGCUUUUCUGUUCCUUGGUUUAUCUGCCAUGACUUUUGGCACACUAUAAUUUUUAUAGAUUUUUAAUCCAGUUGCGUGCAAGUAUUGGUUUGCUAGGUGUUCUAUUCAUGGACAUCACAAUGUACAGUUUCUCUGUACUGUAGGUGACCACAGAUAGUUUCUUUUGCUCUGAGUGCAUUUGUUUUCAAUGUACUUUUCAUUGAUCUUAAGGUGAAUGCUGUUGGGUCUCCUGUAAUUUUGUACUUUUGUUUGUAACUCCUGAAAAUAUGUUGCGUGGAAAUUUAAUAAGGAAAACUUUUGGGGGAAGAGUCCACACUUUUCUGAACAUAUAAAAUAGGUUCAUUGCUUCCAAAGGUUGGUUUGAAUAAUCCAUUUUAUUUCACAUUCUUGUCAGCACCAGUGUAAAGAAAGCAUGAUCUGUUUUUAAAGGAAAACUCCACCUAGAACUGAAAUCACGUUAUUGAUACUGUGUUGUACUAAUCUGUCAAAUUUGCUGUAUACUAUAAUUUAAUUUCUUGAAAUUUAGAAUUACCAUUGUGGGAAAUGCCAUGACUUUUUUCAACCUCCUCUUGUUUGCAUAAUGCAGUUUGUUUUCCCAUUAUAUGUUACAGCCUGCACAUACUAUAACUAAAUGCAGAAAUAAUACAUAUUUUCUUAACAGUACUGUGAGUCACCUGCCACUUUAGUUGUCUCUGUGAGUUACUAAAAAGUCUUUCAUGGACCAUUUACAUUUUCUUCCGUGUGUGUGUGUGUGUGUGUGUGUGUGUGUGUGUGUGUGUGUGUGUGCAUAUAUAUAUAUAUAUAUAUAUAUAUAUAUAAAAUGUGUGUGUAUACACUCCCCAUCUUCUUGCUUAGAUUUGAAAGUGUUGUCACGCAAGUCUAACAACAUUUUUCAUUUAUCUGACUAAUACUUUGUACAUCAGUGACCAUAUAAUGCAAAUGAAAGCUUAUUGUAGUAAUUCAUAAUUGCCUUAGUUAUGUGGAUAAAGGCAACAUUUUACUGGCCAUAAUGAUAGUGCUUACCAGUUGAUGCGCUGUUGUAGUUAGUAGUCUGUUUUCAUCAUGUAUAGGUUUCUUUCUGCAACUAACUUUGGCUGUUACAGGUGAUUUAGAACAUUUUACUUUUCUCAGGAAGACAGUCUCAGGAUGUCAACUUGUGAGCAGUAUUCAACAUUGAAAACUACAAAAAAUUGUAUGUUUACUCUGAGUAAUGCAGGCUGACACAUUCAUUUCUGUAGUAAUGACAUCUGAAUAGAGAAAAAUGCUUAGCCCUUCAUGAUUGCAUGGAGACAAAGAAACUGUAAAAGGUACUGAAAGGUUUCUAGCACUAAGCAAUAUUCAUAAGAUAUUAUUAGUUUGGGGGGGGGGGCAAAAUAAACUAAGUUUUUUGUAUAUUGAAGGGUGGAGUUGUCCUUUAAAUACACUGAGUGGCAUUUGAAGGAGGUAAGCACCUCUUUCUGCCUAGUUUGCUUAUUUAUAGUAGGCAUAAAUUAUCUUUUAAUAUUGUUUAGCACCCUGGAAUAGCUUCAUGGUUAUUGCCAUUUCAUGUUUUGCAGGCAUGUUUUGUGCAUGUGUUUGUAUGGAAGUCAUUGUAGUACUGUAUAGUGUCCUCUCUUUCACUUGAGGGGUUUCAGAUAGUUUUUAGGACAGAUGCACACAAACAUUGUGUAACUUACUGUUGGUAUUCAUUUUAUCUGAAACAGUAUUACCAUUACUUAUAAAAUGACAGUGGAAAGUGAAAAGGUCUCUUCUUGUUUCCACGCAUGAAGAAUAGUGAUAUUGGAUAUCAGUAUGCCUCGUUUAGGCACAUAGGUCUUCAGUCGUUGCUGGAUAUUGCUUGUUAUACAGUAGCUAUGAUGCUUUGUAGUGUUGUUGUGUGAUUGCAUACUGAUCAUUGCACUUGACGCGUCAGAACAUGGUUGUUUCAUGUGUUUUCCACCCCCCCCCCAUCAGUAAUAUGCAUCUUUUUGUGCCUUACUUGCAUAAUUUUGAUGAUCUUGCAUCAGAACCAUACCUUGGGCUUGCUGUGUUUCCUACUUCAGCUGGUCAUUUGCAGAUGCAUUAUAUUAAAAUGUUGCCUUGCUGCUGCCUAACACUGUGAUUUACUUACAACUCAUAGCUGUAGUCUCUUGGCUGGCACUUUAGUAAUGAACUAGUGACUUGCAGCAUAAUUCUCAACUGUCCCCAGUUUUGCCUCAUAUUUUUGCCCUGUACCUCAUAAUUUUUUUGUUUUUUCUGUUAAGUUAGUGAGGAUCACAGUCAGUGAAUAUUGCUGAUAUCAGUUUUAUGCUGCUUAUUCAGAAAAUGCAUGUUAAUGCAAAACAUCUUCUGUUACUCUUUUCAGUGAGAGUAAUUUAAAAAGUCCCUGAUUUUGUGCAUUUGUUCAAAGUUGAGAGUUCUGCUUAAAAAUAGAAGCAGUGUCUUGUAUCCUGGGCUUAAGUCUCCCAGUCUUAACAUUUUCUGUGUGACUUAUUUCUAAAGUAGACCAAAGCUCAAACGUUACCCCUAGACAAGGGUGUUUUCCAUCCGGUGGUCUUUAUGAAUUUAAUGUAGGCCAGCUGAAUAAAUGAAACAAAUAGUUUUGCAUCUGUCGACUUCAUGUCAGCAGUUUGCAGUAGAAGGUGUAGCUUCCUUCCUGCAGCUGUACUGAUUUUAUUGUCAUUAUGUACGUGAAACCAUUCUGUCAGUGCUGUAAACAGUCAAAGGGGGUUUUGGUCAAGGGAAUGCAGUAAUGGCUUAUUCAGCUACAAGUUCUAGAGGGAAUGGCUUGCUUACCCCUAUAAAGCGUUUCAUUGGUGGCACAAAUCUAACUGCAAGAAGAAUGAACUUACACCGUUAAAAGUGGAUCUGUAUUCCUAGACCCAGUUAGUUGCAUCCUAAACUGAAGAUUUGCUUUGCAUGUUUUUCUUCUUUUCAUACCAAACACUGUCUGGAAUUGUUUUAAAUCAAGGAAUAAAGGAGAAAGAUCUGUAAUCUUCCCGUAAA